Pristis pectinata (smalltooth sawfish) is the source of this 1527-nucleotide messenger RNA. RefSeq names its product rab9 effector protein with kelch motifs. The coding region runs from base 4 to 1527 and encodes 507 amino acids. The transcript has 18 exons. Gene Ontology annotation, molecular function: protein binding. Lineage: Eukaryota; Metazoa; Chordata; Chondrichthyes; Rhinopristiformes; Pristidae. The record is from RefSeq and is a predicted model, not a curated record.
GAAAUGGCCCUAGCGAGUGGUCAUUGGAUUAAAAAGGAAAUCAGAGGAGACCCUCCCUGCCCCAGGCAUGGCCAUGCAUUGGCAGUUGCUGGAAACAUAGCAUUUGUAUUUGGAGGCUGUUCUACUGUUAAUUUGGAAGUAAGUAGACUUCCCAAAUAUUUUAAUGACUUCUACAUGCUUACAGUAAGUCCCUCGGAUCUGACCUGGGAAGUAAUACCACAAGGUGGACACAUACCAUUGUCCAGAGAAGGGCAUUCCAUGUGUGUUGUGAAAGGAAAAGUCUAUUUAUUCGGAGGCCGUUCACAUCACCUUGUUGAUGAAUCCUUACCCGGAAUGUAUCGGUUUCAUAUAGAAUCCUUGAUAUGGGAGAAGCUUCAGGUAAAUGGUAUUGCACCAAAUACAUUGAACCAUUGCGCUGCACUGAUUGGGGACAACAUAUUUGUCUUUGGUGGAAUCCAGAAAGGAGAAGUUUCUGAUGACCUUUUCAUGUUUAGCACAGUAUCACUGACCUGGACCCCAGUCAAAACUAUUGGCCCCCCUCCAGCUCCCAGAUACAACCAUGCCUCUGCUACAGUUGGAGGGCUUCUAUAUUUAUUUGGGGGAAUUGGAAUGGAGAAUUUCUAUUAUAAGGAUCUCCAUGUGCUUGAUACAGUAACUUUGACUUGGAGCCAGUGUGAGGUAAAAGGUGAAGGGCCAUGUGGCAGAGGCUCCCAUACCUUCACAUCACACCAUGAUAAGGAUAUCUAUGUGUUUGGUGGAUCUUACUGUGACCAGGAAGGCAGCAAAGUAACAUUAAAUGAUGUUGUGAAAUUGAGUCUUGCAAAAAUGAAGUGGAAGAUACCUUUGUACAUUGGUAUUUCCCCUGCCCGUAGGCAUAACCACACAGCAUUUGUUCUUCAUGGUCAUCUUUACAUUUUUGGUGGAGUCAAUGAAGAGCAAGAAUUUAAUGACACAAAGGCCAUGAAGUUAAUAAAUCCAUCUGACAGACAACCAAUAAUGAAAGAGAUUCUCUCGGAGUUUGGAAUGCAUGAAGUCAGUAAUAGGUUUUCACCCACAAGAAUCCCUAAGGUAAAAUAUGACUUGGCAGUCAGCCCGCUUCCUGCAAGAACAGACCCUCCACCACCUGUGCCAGCAUCAGAACUUCGGGAUUUGAGUUCCAUUUACAAACAGACUGUGGAGCUGAUCACCCAUGCUUUUACUAUGCUGGAUAUGGAGUUUCAAAGAUUGGAUUUUGAAAAAGGAGAACUCGCUCAAGCUAAACUUGCAUUUCACCAAGAAAAAGAGACUUACAAUAGGAAGUACAAGAAUCAGCAGGAGGAACUUCAAGGGAUGCUACAAAAACAUAAAGCUCAGAAUGAAGCCUGGCUUAAAGCUCGAGCGGAGGAAAAUGAUAGAGAAAGAAAGGACCUGUUCAAGCAAAGAGCAGAGUUGUUUCAGGAACAAAAGAAGUUGCAAGAAGAUCAGAACAGUCUUCAGAGGCGUAGUCAGCAUCUACUCUCACUAAUGCAGCAGUUUAAAGGGCCGUGA